GAAAAUCAAAGUGUAAGGAUGUUGGUCUUCUAUAUAGCCAGUGUUUUAAUCAGUGUAAAUGAAGCAGCAAGAAUCCUAGCAGUGUUUCCAACACCAUCAAUCAGUCAUCAAAUAGUCUUCAGACCUAUAACUCAAGAACUAGCUAAAAGAGGCCAUGACGUCACAAUCAUUACUACCGAUCCCGCAUUCCCAAAAAGAGACUCACUUACAAACCUCACAGAGAUCAACGUACACGAUAUUUCAUACAAACUAUGGCACGACAGACUAUUAACAGCCGUCGGCAAAGGACAACAAAAUGAUUUGAAGAGCCAAAUUGAAAGAUAUUACGCAACAAUACUUGAAAUAGUCCUACAACAGUUACAGGAUAAUGAAGUCCAAAAAGUGAUUAAUGAUAAAAAUAAAAAGUUUGAUCUUUUGUUUCUUGAAGCUUGUGUGAGACCAGCCCUUUUAUAUUCCCAUAUCUACAAAGCCCCUGUCAUACAAGUGAGUUCAUUUGGUGCAAUGCCUGGGAACUUAGAAGCUGUUGGUGCGCCAGACCACCCUAUUCUAUAUCCAAAUAUAUUUCGGCAAAAAACUAAUAAUAUCACAAUGUGGGAGAAAUUUGUUGAAAUCUUGAAAUACUAUGCCUUUAAUAAGAUACAUAAAAGUUUUGAAGAAACUGAGACUGCAGCAAUUAGGAAAGUGAUUGGUGCUAAAAUGCCAGAAGUGGGAGAAUUGUUUAAAAAUGUUCAUAUGUUGUAUCUAAAUGUCCAUCCAGUGUUUGAAGGUAUUCGUCCUGUUCCCCCUAAUGUUGUGUACAUGGGUGGUUUGCACCAAAAUCCUGUGAAGGAAUUACCAAAAAUCGCCAAAGUUAAAAAGAAACUUAACAAAAUACUUCUAUUUCAGGACCUUAAAAACUAUUUAGACAACUCUAAAAAUGGUGUCAUCUAUGUAAGUUUUGGUACAAACGUGUUAUCUGAUCAGCUACCCAAUAAAAUCGAAGAUAUGGUAAAAGUGUUAUCUCGUCUACCAUAUGAUGUACUAUUUAAGUGGGAUUACGAUGAACUACCUGGACAACCUAAAAAUAUUCGAGUUUCAAAAUGGCUACCACAGUCAGAUUUACUUCGUCACCCGAAAAUUAAACUUUUCAUAACACAAGGAGGUUUACAAUCUACCGACGAGGCUAUUACAGCAGGAGUGCCUCUGAUUGGUCUACCAAUGCUAGGCGAUCAAUGGUUUAAUGUGGAAAGAUAUGAAUAUCAUAGAAUAGGAAUCAGAAUUGAUUGGGAUACUUUUACUGAAGAAAAAUUCGAAAAUGCUGUUAUUAAGAUAAUUGGAGAUGAGAGCUAUCGUCAAAACGUUGUGAAGCUUCAAACAUUAAUACAUGACCAGCCAAUGCGUCCUUUAGAACGAGCAAUAUGGUGGACGGAGCACGUGCUGCGUCACGGCGGCGCGAGACAUCUGCGUGGACCUGCAGCCAACAUGCCGUGGUCGGAGUACCACGAAUUAAAUUUAGCCCUCAUUUUAAUAUCCAGUCUACUCAUUUUAAUAUUUAUAUUCAUAGCACUUAUUUAUUAUGUCUGUAUAAAUUGUACAACUUUAAAGAAGCUUAAGGCAGACUGA
Molecule: messenger RNA, 1602 nt
Organism: Spodoptera exigua (beet armyworm)
Lineage: Eukaryota; Metazoa; Arthropoda; Insecta; Lepidoptera; Noctuidae
Source: the annotation of a GenBank genome assembly